AUGGCUAGGCCAUGGAUCGGCACGCAAAGAUGGGUAGCGAUACCCAUCCGUCUUCGCAAUGAAGUCGUUGACCGACUCGAACGGUUAUCACGUACAAGCGUGGUAGAACCGUUCGAGCAAGCGACCGAACCGUGCCAAUGGCCAAUGGCAUUGAUUGAAAUCACCGCAACUUGGUUCGCUUUCUGCCAAAAGAAAUUAAUUGCGCAAAGUCAUAAGACUCGUUUGCAUCCUUCAAGACGGGGUGGGGUAUUGACCGCGGGAUGGCAGGUGGUCUCCAAUACACCCACCCUAGUAAAGCAGUGCGAUAAUCGCAACAAAAAUACAUGUAUGUCCCUCUCCCUCGUCUUUGCUGCAGAUACUGAUCAUGCCAUCCAUAUAUUCCGACUGUCCAUCCGUUCAAAUAUGAGUGUUAUGGCGAGGCAAGACCUCGAUCUCAAAGGUAUGUGUUUCCCGGGGGAUAAGACGGAGGCAGAUGUGCACUGUCUCCGUCUGGUGCUCCCUUGUCGUGGGCCCCGGGCUUGCAGGCGUUGUACAGCUCCCUUUGGGGCUGUCUCGCCCUACCAAACGCACUUCUCAGAUCAGCGCAAUUCACAUUUGAAUCCAAAGUAUUUCGUUUCGCGUAAAUCCUACCUACUACAUGAAUCGAACAUGUACACAUAA
Messenger RNA from Guyanagaster necrorhizus, 660 nucleotides. RefSeq lists its product as uncharacterized. Lineage: Eukaryota; Fungi; Basidiomycota; Agaricomycetes; Agaricales; Physalacriaceae. The coding region runs from base 1 to 660 and encodes 219 amino acids. The transcript is spliced from 6 exons. The record is from RefSeq and is a predicted model, not a curated record.